CUGUUUGUGGUCCGGACAACAUCUUAAUAAAAGGUAGAAAACGAAAAAGGUUCAGGACAUAGGCUACCUCGAACGAGGACAUAGGGUAGUCAAGCGUCAAUUGAAGGAAAAUUAAAAGAUGGGUCGUCGCAAGUCGAAGCGCAAGCCUCCACCAAAAAGGAAGGCCAUAAUGCCUCUGGAGCAACAGUUCAACUGUCCUUUCUGCAAUCACGAGCGUUCGUGCGAAGUGAAAAUGGAUAAGACUCGUAAUCAUGCACGGAUCGCAUGUCGUAUGUGUGAGGAGAGCUUCCAAGUGUCUAUCAACUAUUUGUCGGAGCCCAUCGAUGUGUACAACGAGUGGAUCGAUAGCUGUGAGGAAGCGAAUACAGCGGCCUAAAGGAUUGAGACAUUUCUCCAAUGCGAUAUUCUCCUAUUAAAACAUAAACUCUAACAUUGUCGCAAUACAUACAUACAUACAAAUGUAUUAUGCUUGAUCUCAGCUGUAAAGCAUGCCAGCACAUGCUCUUUAACCAAACAACACUAAUCUUUAAGAUGGUAUUAUUAAGUAGCAUAAUUGACAAAAAUAUUUGAGCCCAUAGGUCCCUCAAAUUGGAAAUACUUAACAUUAUUAUUACUAAUAAAAUGAUUUUCGAUUUUGUUGACGGCAGCCGUGCUGGCCAAAAUAGCAA
Molecule: messenger RNA, 668 nt
Organism: Scaptodrosophila lebanonensis
Lineage: Eukaryota; Metazoa; Arthropoda; Insecta; Diptera; Drosophilidae
Product: transcription elongation factor 1 homolog
Exons: 3
Coding region: 119-376 (85 amino acids)
Biological process (GO): transcription elongation by RNA polymerase II
Cellular component (GO): transcription elongation factor complex
Molecular function (GO): RNA polymerase II complex binding
Source: RefSeq, a predicted model, not a curated record